This is a messenger RNA of Porites evermanni, 1296 nucleotides long. Lineage: Eukaryota; Metazoa; Cnidaria; Anthozoa; Scleractinia; Poritidae. The record is from the annotation of a GenBank genome assembly.
AUGGCUGCCGAGUGGAGAAAUUUCAAGGCGAAAAUGAAAGCGAAAAGAAUCGACAAGGGUAAGGGAAAGAAGAAGGACACCAUUAGUGCUUUUAACGACGAAAAUGAUACUUUAGUCGUGCAGCGAUUAAGCGCUGAGGUCUCCGGUAAAGCCCAAAAAUAUUCAAGAAUUGGUGCGAGGGAGUUCGUGUCCUAUGAGUACGAAGAGUUUACGAUUGAAAACAUUCGGAGAGCAUGCGAAAAACACUUCGCAGUCGACAAGUCAAUGAGCUGCGACAUUCUGGCUGGAGAACAAGGGCCGUCCUGCAAUACGGUGAAGCAGAUCCCAGAUUCGCGAGUGAUCCAUGUACGUUUUGUAGAACGAGUUCCCGUUGUUGAACUCGAUGAAGGUACUGAACUAGGCACCCGAGAACGUGGGCCUAGCUUGAAGUCGCUGCCAGCGAAACGGAAAUUUUCUGACGCGGAGACAAAAACCCGAUCAGUGCCCACGAAAUCUGCCCCAAGUCCGAGCAAGUUUGUUCCAAGGAGUCUUUCAGUGGUUGAAAUGCUUAAACUUGGUAAAAUGAUCACGCAGUCGACAACUUCAGUUAACAUUUAUGCGUUUAAUUUCAACGAGAUGUCGUGGUCGAAGACACCAUCUACAGUUGAUUUCUCUAUCGACAAAGAACCCUUUGGGAAAGGUGGUUUCAGGCAAGCUUUUAAAGCUAUAAGCAAUGACGAGGAAUUUCAAGGUACCUGGGUAAUCAAAAAGUAUCUUCCAAAAUCAAUAAGUGAUAUCGAGUCCACAGGUCAAUCAAUAGAACAACACACCAAGAAAGUGGUACAAAUGCACUAUCUUGCCAGAAACUUCGCUGCACGAUUAAGUCAAGAAUUGCAAGCUAGUGAUGAUCAUAUACUGUUUGGAGAAACGCUGAAAUACAACAAAAUCUUUUUGGGUAAGCUUGACUCUGAUGAGUAUGUUACAGUUGAGGAAUUGGUAGAAGGGUCCUUUGUCAAGCAUAUCAAUAAUAAUGGGCACAUUUGUGGUGACACUAAUAACCCUGUUUGUAAUAAGGCUGAAUGCCUAGCUCAUUAUUCCUUUGAACGGUCAAACAAAGAAGUAAUGGUUGUUGAUAUCCAAGGUUGUGAUUACUUACUUUUUGACCCUGAAGUAGCUUCCAAAGAACUCAAAUCAAAUGAAGAAUUUUUUUUCUGUACUGGUAAUUUGUCAAUCAGCGCUAUAAAUAAUUUUAUUGAAAGCCACAAAUGCAACUGGUAUUGUGAACUACUCAAGUUGCCUGAACUUACAAACUUGUAA